GCCUCACACUCCAUACUUUCUCCAGACAUCCAAGAAGAAGAAGAAAAGCGACUUCAUCCCCUACAGAGACUCUGUUCUCACCUGGCUUCUUCGAGAAAAUUUGGGAGGAAACUCUCGAACCAUGAUGCUGGCCACACUUUCUCCUGCAGAUGUGAAUUAUGAAGAGACCUUAUCAACUCUGCGUUAUGCAGACCGAGCCAAGCAAAUAGUCUGCAAGGCAGUUAUUAAUGAAGAUCCCAAUGCUCGCAUGAUCCGUGAACUUAAACUGGAAGUGGAACACCUUCGGAGCUUGCUGCGGUUGGAGAAAAAUGUUGUAGUUGCGGGUAAGAAAAAGUCUUGA
Messenger RNA from Rodentolepis nana, 340 nucleotides. The record is from the annotation of a GenBank genome assembly. Lineage: Eukaryota; Metazoa; Platyhelminthes; Cestoda; Cyclophyllidea; Hymenolepididae.